Messenger RNA from Bombyx mandarina (wild silkworm), 7551 nucleotides. RefSeq names its product E3 ubiquitin-protein ligase UHRF1. Lineage: Eukaryota; Metazoa; Arthropoda; Insecta; Lepidoptera; Bombycidae. Gene Ontology annotation, molecular function: ubiquitin protein ligase activity; protein binding. The record is from RefSeq and is a predicted model, not a curated record. Gene Ontology annotation, biological process: negative regulation of gene expression via chromosomal CpG island methylation; protein ubiquitination.
UCAUAGAUUAUACGCUAAUUUAAAACACUUUUGGUGAAAUUCGGUUAGGUACGCUUCAAAUUUAGAAUCAUAUUUAUUUAGUAAAUUAAAGAUAUUCCAUUUAAAGGCAAAUAAAGUAGUAAUUUUUUACGAAAAUGCAUGUUCGUAUCAGGAUGCUUGGGAAACCUGAUACAAUAGUUGUAGUGGAAUCGAAACUAACAAAAAUAGACCAUUUUAGAAAAAUUCUACGAGAUAAAUUCGACGUCCAACCAAAAUUACAGCGGUUGUUUUAUGGAGGAAAGUUGCUUGAAAAUGGCUACACAUUUCAUGAUUACAAUAUAAAAUUAAAUGAUGUCAUCCAACUUAUGGUCAAAAUAAACACAGAUAGUCCAAAAAAGAGCCUCACGAAGUCUACAGCUGAUGACAAAACUGACAGUGAUAAUAACAAAAAUCAUGAACAAGAAUCUUCUGAUGCUGUGUAUACAGAUGCAGUCAGCAAGCUCUAUGCUGUUGGAGACUUGGUCGACGUAAGGGACCCAGAACACGGCGCUUGGUUCGAGAGUAAAAUAAUUAGAAUAGUCCAUGAUCAGAAGGGAAAGAAAUCGGAACAUGAAAAAGAGAAGGGAUCUGACACUUCUAGUUCUUAUCAAAGUCAAAAUUAUGACUGCAAUGACUUAGAGAACAAACCACCCAUAGAAAUGAAUGGUGAUUGUAAACCAAAGAGUAAAGGUAUAGCUAAAUACUUCACAAAAAGUCCUAAAGGAAAGAAAAAAGACAAAGAUUCUAAGAGUGAGACCAGAAUAGUUGAUAACCUUCUUUAUAAAGUGCAACUUGAUAAUGACGAAGACGACUCAGAAUCUUACUGCAAAGAAAAAGACAUAAGGCCACGAGCACGAACCAUUAUUGACAUUAAGGAUUUGAAAGUUGGACAAACAGUGAUGGUGAAUUACAAUAUUGAGGAGCCAAUGGAAAAAGGUUAUUGGUUCGAUUUCAAAGUAAGUGAAAUAAGGAAACUACGCACCAGCUAUGAUUUAGUGGGAACUUUAUAUUUGGGUCCCGAAGCAGUACCUCAGAAUGACACCAAAAUAAGAUUGCAGGACAAAAUUUUUGCCAUAGAAGAAGUUGUACCACUGGAAAAGCGCAGUGAUGAAUACAAUAGAUUAAUGACUAUGAAUCCUGAAAAACGGUCUCAACCAUUAACUUGUUUGACUUGUCGUGAUGAUGAAGAAGCACUAUGUAAAGACUGCGGUUGCUAUGUCUGCCUAGGAAAAGAGUUUCCUGAAAAGAUAGUGCUCUGUGACGAGUGCAACUACGGCUAUCACAUGAGCUGUCUCAAACCUCCAUUAAAAGAUCUUCCCGACGAGGACUGGUAUUGCCCUUCUUGUAAAAGAGAUCCUCAGGAUGUAGUAGCGCCAGGAGCAGCCAAACAAACCAAGAAAAAAAAUGCUUCACAGAGUAAACGCGAUUGGGGCAGAGGAAUGGCAUGUGUUGGUAAGACGAAAACAUGCGCUAUGCCUGCCAACCAUUUUGGACCGAUCCCUGGCAUCGAAGUUGGUAUGUGUUGGCGGUUCAGGAUUCAGUUAUCCGAGUCUGGCGUGCAUCGGCCGCCCGUGUCAGGAAUCCACGGACGUGACGUAGAAGGCGCUUAUAGCAUUGUUUUAUCCGGUGGAUAUGAAGAUGACGUUGACAAUGGCAAUGAGUUCACGUACACGGGAAGCGGAGGUCGUGAUCUAUCCGGGAACAAGAGAACCGCCGAACAGUCGUGUGACCAGACCCUCACUAGAGAGAACAAGGCUUUGGCCAGGAACUGCGCUGUUAACCAAAUCAAAGAAGACGGUGCUGACGCAGGUGAGAAUUGGAAGAACGGGAAACCGGUCAGAGUUGUGAGAUCCUACAAAAUGAUGAAGCACUUUCCGAAGUACGCGCCCAGCGAGGGGAUCAGAUACGACGGUAUCUACAAAGUUGUAAAGUACUAUCCAGAGAAGGGUCUGUCUGGCUACAGAGUAUGGAAGUAUUUACUGCGUAGAGACGAUCCCAGUCCAGCGCCGUGGGAAGCUGGGGCUAAACAUUAUCCCAUUGUGUAUCCAGACGGUUAUUUGGAAGCCGAGGCGGAGAAGAAAGCUUUGAAGCAGAAACAAAAUACCAAAUCGAAAGGAAAAGUGACAAAGAAGAGGGCGCUGCGAGAGAGCAACCAGUCUGCCGAGUCGGAGUGUGAUAUCUCCCCUCCCGCGAAGAAACGGAAAACCGCAAGCGAGAACAAGAGAAAAGGAAAAUCAUCAAAAACGAAAUCGACGACAAGCCCAAAUGGUAGUAUUUUAGAAAUGUUCUCACCGAAAAGAAGGAAUUCUGCUAAUGGGAUGAAACAAGUUAAAAAAUCGGAAAGUGUACUUACCAGCGAGGAAAGGGACGCAAUUAAAGCUGACACGUUGAAUAGCAAGUUAUGGGGCGAAUGUUUGGCUGUGUGCGAUAGCUGGGGCAAAAAGGAAUUUGUUGAAUUUGUAUCAAUGCAGUUCCUCUGUAUUAUAUGUCAAGAGGUCGCAGCUAGUCCUGUAACGACACCUUGCCUACAUAACUUCUGUAUGGCGUGUUUAAAAUUGGCCUUCAAAACAACCGGAGCGAUUUGUCCGUGCUGCAGACAGAACUUAGCAAAAUAUGAACCGGAGCCUAACGAAGAGUUGAAAACCGCACUACGUAGCAUCAUGACCGGCUACGACGCUGGAAAGAAGUAAUUUUAAAAUAAUAGACUAUGUAAGAGCUAGUAAUUUCUAUGAUAAACAAAUAUUAGGUUCAAAUCCAUUAGUAAUUAGAGUUAAAUUUUCUUACCAGAUUUUACAAAAAAAAUGUAAAGUAAAAUGUUUAUGAUUGGCACUCCCUCGGACCGCAGUAGACAUUUUUUAAUAUAGCUGGUAUAAUAUAUGCUGCGGGAAAAAAAAUUCAUCACGUUGAGAUGCUGAAUAAAAAUGCACUGUAAAAUUCACAUGAACAGGUUUUUUGAAAACGGUUUUAAUUUAUGGUUAUAAAGUUAUAGAUUUUUACGAAUUCAAACAAUGUAUUCAUUUAUUUAUUAUUACCAGUUAAUUGUUAUCUAUAAUAAAGUGCACACAGCAGAAUCCUUUUGACAAUGAUGUUUUGUUAAAUUUGGAUUUUUUUUUGCUCAAUUUUCUAACUAUAAGUCUUGUUGGAUUUGAAAUAAUGAUGAACGAGUGAAAUAUUUAAUGAACUAUUUAAAUACCAGUAACUAUAGGAAUUUGCGGGUUUGAUUUUUACUACACAUACAUACAUUGUUAUUCCUUUCCAAUGGAAGUCGUCCGUGGUAACCACGCGAGAUCCGAGUACACCAGUUGGGUAGUAUGUCGUUUAUACCACAACGAUUUGCACAAUAAAGAGUAGUUAAAACCAAGUUCAAGAAAGUGUAAUAUUUAACACUUAUUGUGAUAGUGUGUAGUGUGACGUAUGAAAGAUUGACUUAAUGAACGGAUUUCUGAAUGAAUCUUUUAUUAGGACCAUACGAUCAUAUUAUGUUGAACCAGAUAAAUAAAUGUGACAUUAAUAUCGACAAUAACAUCGGUCAUUAUGGUUCUGAUAUUUAGAGAUAAUUAAUAAUGGAAUACUCAAUAAUAACACAAAAAAACAUUCGUUAACAUCACAAUAGCAAAUCUUGUGAUCUUUAAUUCAUAUCAGGUAAUUUCAAUUUCUGCGAUUUCUUAAGAAAUUAGUAAAAAAAGUAGACAUUAUAAAUGCCCUGAAUUUGUAAUAAAUAUAUUGUAUUAUAUAGAUAACGACUUAACUAUAGCAAAAUAUACAUUACAAUACAAAUAGAAAAGAAAAUAUCAUAGAAAUUACUAGCUCUUAAAUUGACUAAACAAAAACGUUAGCUUAAGUCCGGCCCAAAUAGCUAACUAUUUGGGCUAAUGGCUAAAUAUUUUAUCAUGUAAGUGUCGAGUAGCAUAGCUUGUAGUUUAAUUUUAUUAAUGUGAUUUUAAAUUUUUUUAAUGUGUCUUUUGUAUGACGAUUCCAUAGAAAAUUGUGAAACUUGAAAACUUAAUCGAAAUUGUUAGAAAGUAAAAUAUCAUCGAUACGGAUCAUAAGCGUUAAUCGUCAUGUAAGGGUAGAAAAUUUCUGCAAAUGCUCUACGGACUGGAACCACUGAAUUUAAGACAACACAUUCAAUACCGACAUCGCCAGUUCAGCAACAAAUUAAAAUAUAAUAUAAAUAAUAAUUUAAAGCCGGACCAUAGAAAAAGUCGAAGUCAAACAACUUACAUUAUAUGGUAAAAAGGACAAAAUCGUAACAUAGUUUUGUACCGAAUUAUCUUUGGAAUUACGCAAACCAUGUUAUAUAAAUAGAUUUUCGGCUGGCCCGGAACAAAGUCGUGUCGUGAAUAUGCAUUCUCGUUUCACAAGAAUAGUUAAUUUUUAUAUACCUGAAUUUAAUUUGUUAGAAUAUAAUAUGUAUUAAAAAGUUUGCUUGACAUUCAACGUGUCUAUUUUAUAAAUGGGACAAUUUUAGUUAAGUUUUGGAGUUUUAAACUUUUUUAUCGUUUAUCGUUAACAAUAAGAAAACUACUACCUCAUUUCUUAAAUGUUUUAAUCAUGAAUUUUGUACUAACAAAUUUUUUAUUUUAAAUUCUAUAAUAAUUUACAUUAAUAACGCAGUUACUAAUUAUGUCUUAAUAUUUUAAUAAAUGCACGUAUGUACAAAGUUGACGCAUUAAUUUUAAUAAAUUUAAAAUCGAUAAUAUUUUUAGUGGUGGUGAGACGGAUAGUACGAGUCCGCACGCGCAGAUACCGUUAAUCUGCACGUGCUUAACUUUGCUCAAUGUGCAUCAAUGCUUAACUUGAACGUGUAACAGCUAUAUUCCGGUUUGGAGGGUGGGGUAGCCGUUAUACAGGUAUAAUUCAGACGUCGACCUCAUUGGCAGCGGAAUAGUGAAGAGCUCUGCUUAAAUACCAAACAGGCGUGAUGUAGUACAACAGAUCGAUAAACAUAUAGGGUGUAAGAAAAUUCUUGUUUAUUUGUUACGGUUUCACGUAGUCGCAUGUGACUUGUAGUUACGUAGAAAUAAGUUAUAAACCCGGUUAGAAAGCACGAGGUCAAUUGUUUAAUAAGAUAUUUUAAGUUUUUAGUUCUAGCCUAAGUAUUUUAAGAGCACUUUUGAGGCGUCUUGUUAAAUGUGUGAAGUUAUCGACCCAAAGUUUUUUUAGCAGUACACUAAGGGAUUAACAUUAUUUGUAUGUUCAAAGCAACCCGAAGUUGUUGGCCGGAUUACGUUUGUAUUAUGAUAGUAAUCGCUACAAUACCAUUUUAAAUUCGCGAGCGUUUCUUUUACACGUAGUUUAUGAUUUUAACUUAGCAUCACUAGACGUAUUUCAAUAAUUAUACUACUUAUAUAUACUUACUACUACUAUAUAUUAUAUAUACUAUAUAUUUAUGUAUGUAUAUGAUGCCGCCGCAACGCGACCUCUACGUCAAAUAUGCGAUGGUAAUUUACCAUUCUUACUUAUACUCGUGACUCCAAAGAUGACAAAUUUCGAUAAAUUUUAUUCUCUAUUAAAAUGUAAAAUAUGGACAAUAGAAAUUUUAAAUUUAAGUUUUAGCAGUAAAUUUGUUUUUCAGCUUCGACAAUUAAUGAACAUAUUGAUGAAAUAUGUCGUUGUUGUUUACUUUGAUAAUGAAGGAAAUAGUUUUAGACUCAAAAUCUAAUUACUAAAUGGAUCUACAUGCCAAAAAAAACGAAUCUACUAUUAUUAUUUAUGAGCAUGAUAGCCAACUGAUGGUUGAAUCUUUUCGAACAGUUUUCUAUUUUGGUCAAACUGCAACCUUUUUUUUAACAUUGGGGAAUCCGUAUACGGAUACCCGGUCGAGAAAAAUAAAAUAAAACUGCAACCUGCAAAAACUGAAAUAAAAUGGAAAAAUAUAUAUACGAACAUGGUGUCGCGGGUAAGUUCUGUCCCAUCCGAGGGUCGCACGCGGGUUGUUGAGGGUAGGUUCUAUUUAGGUUCAACUCUGACUGGCCCCACCUUCCGCCAUUAUAUUAACGUAGUAGUAGUAUAAAGUAGUAGUAUAUUAACAAUAAUACUAACAAUCGUGUGUUCAAUUAAAUUAUGUUUAAGCAAAUAAAUUGGUUGUGUAAUGUUUAAAUCAAUUUUAACUUUAUUAAUAUUUCACCAAUCCUCAUGUAAGCAUAAUGUGUGCGGAGAACUUAAAUUUAGUAUCGAGUAUAUAUCAACACAAAAGUCUACUAAAAAGUAUUUCAAUUAUAUAAAAAAGCAAAAAAAAAACAUUUUAAUAAUAUGAAUAUAAAAACAGGAACGCUACCUCGCGCUGUCUUACAAAAAUAUUAACGGUUUCUCCCGGUUAUUGAAUUGUGGAUUAUUUAUUUAAAGAGAAUUUGUGGUUAUAAAAUUUUUUUACGAGCGGUUACUUAAUGUCUUGUGUUCACGGUAUUUUAUAAUUAUUUUUAACUAAUGAUAUGGUGUAUAAUGUAACAUUGUCUUAAGCAUCACUUUUCUUUUAAUGAAAUACGCCAUAUUUGUUUUGGGCCUAAUAAUGAAUAUUAUUAGUUCCGAAUUUGGCGUUGGAUCACAUAAAAGCAUUUUUACGUAAAUUGUAAACCUAUUGAAAUUUAUUGAAUUGAAUUUGUUUUAAAUUUUUAAUAGCAUGCUCUGAAAUAAAAUUUAUUUAAUUUCUUUUAAAUUUGUUUUUAAUACUUAUAUUCUGACGAGGUAUGACUUUCUCAGCAUACUAUUAUAGUUUUAAAAUUAAUUUCGUAAACUAUUCUUAAGUUUUAGGAAGUAUGAAGUAUGAUUUGGAAAGAAAAUUUCAACGAAAAGUUAGUAUGUACUGUAUAAUAACUUUUUUCUCGUGUCUUAAUGGAUUUAAUGAAAUUAUUGAAAAGUUUACCAGCACUUGCAAUGUCUUAAAUGGGACCAAAAUUUUAACAAUGUCAUCGCUACUGUGUUUUUAAAUUUAAGCACUGGCAGCAAAUGUUCAAUAAAUUAGAAUCUAUCAUGAAUAUAACUUGGCAUCCCAUUUGGGGCUCGGGUGAGUUGCCAAAUAAAUACUGAUGAUUUUUAAUUACAUUCCGUUUUUAAUUUCCGCUGUAGUAGUUAAUUUAACAGUUUUUUUUAUGUUUAUUGUGUUUUAGAAAUAAUUUUAGACGUUUUUUUUUAUCUUAAUAUGUAGUGGGUUAAAAAGUUUUCCAGCGAUCUCAUCGCCUGUACGUCGAGUUAAUAAUUUAAAUUUUUGUUUGUGUUUAUUUUAACACUAAUGCAAUUAAUUAAAUAAAAAGAAUACACGAGAAAAUGCAGCGCGUGAUUUUUAUUUUAUCACUGGACACCCCCACAUGCACUAAUGAGUCGUUUACUUUCAAAAAACCGUUAUUUUAAUCCAAAUGAAUUUUGAACUUUAUGUAAUAACACAUUGCGCUUUAUAUUGAGUCAAAUGUACUUAAUAUUAUGAUUUCGUAUAGAUUUUACUGCAUGCAUACUGAUGUUGUGUGAAUGACAGUUUUUAAUGUUUGUAUUUAAAUUAUAUGUAUUGUUUUAUUCAAUAAAAUUUUGUAAAAGGCG